Molecule: messenger RNA, 2745 nt
Organism: Oryzias latipes (Japanese medaka)
Lineage: Eukaryota; Metazoa; Chordata; Actinopteri; Beloniformes; Adrianichthyidae
Gene: unc119b
Product: unc-119 lipid binding chaperone B
Biological process (GO): cilium assembly; nervous system development; lipoprotein transport
Cellular component (GO): cilium
Molecular function (GO): lipid binding
Source: RefSeq, a predicted model, not a curated record
UGCUAUAAUUAAAAAUAAAGUAAAACUUUGACCGUUUAACUCACAACACACGCUCAAAGAAAACGGGGAAACUCGAAAAAUAAAUUAUUCAGACCCUUUUGGUAACCAUGACAACGACAGUCGCUUUCAACCAAUCAAACUCUUUUUGUGAGAUCUUUCACGCCAUCUUGAAUCUACACUCACCGUUUUUCUUAAGAAGAGAAAAACUGUUUUUAUACUUAUGGUUUCUGGGAUAUGAACGUUUCUCGAAAUAAGCCCUUACAGGUGACCAGAAAAGGAGGUAGGGAAGCAGACGACGGUUUGGAGACGAAGCAGGAAGAUUGAAAAAGUGGUGGAGGCAUGCUGAAAAAGCUGAAGUCGAGGCGCAGCCAAACGGAGAAGUGGCCUGUGGUCACGGAGGAUGAACUCCGGGCACUGGGGAAAGAAAUUUCCCCGGACCAUGUGCUGGGUCUUCGGACUGUCACUAAAGAUUAUCUUUGCAGACUCGAGGACAAUAUCUACAACAUUGACUUCACGCGUUUUAAAAUCAGAGAUCUUGACACAGAAACAGUGCUGUUUGAGAUAGCCAAACCUCCGAACAGUGGUUCUGUGGUGAAUGAAAAGGACAGUAUGGAUUUGGAUGUCGCUGCGGGACGUUUUGUCAGAUACCAAUUCACACCGGCGUUUCUAAAGUUGCGCACGGUUGGUGCAACUGUUGAAUUCACAGUUGGCGACCGACCCAUAAACAGCUUUCGAAUGAUUGAGAGGCAUUAUUUUCAGGGUCGCCUUCUCAAGAAUUUCGAUUUUGACUUUGGUUUUUGUAUACCAAACAGCCGCAAUACAUGUGAACACAUUUAUGAGUUUCCGCAGCUUCCAGAUGACCUCAUUCGCCAAAUGGUGGCCCACCCGUAUGAGACCAGAUCAGACAGUUUCUACUUUGUGGACAAUAAACUCAUCAUGCACAACAAGGCUGAUUAUGCCUAUAAUGGUGGGCUCUGAUGGCAGAAUGGUUGCUUUUUCUUCCAAGGGAUAGACUCUUGGAUAAUAUCUAUCCACAGUUUAAUUUUCAAGGGCACAGAGGUAUCUUUUUUAACAAUUUUUAACAGACCUGCUCGAUGUUCGACAGGCCAGCUCUGCCUUCAACUGUAACCGAGGAUUUGUCAAACAGCACUAUAAAGAGCUCAAGUUCUAGGUUUCAAAAAUAUGUUUCCUUCAAUGUUUCUUUUAUGAAAUCUGCUUGUCUUGAUUUUUGUUUGUCAUUCCAGCAUUAUUGGUAAUAUUUGUUUGAUUUUGGGCUAAGGUUGUCUCUGCUGGAAGGGAACACUUUGACUCACAGAAUUCUAAAAGCUCCACCUUUAGACUGGCUUGGUUUGACAUUACUGAAAUGCAGAAGAUGUUCUUUGUAUCUUACAGGAAAGCAAGCUCUAGUGUAUGCCCUUCAGUAUUGUUAGGAGCAGAUGAAGGUGUAGCAUGGGUAAGUCUUUUUUAAAGUAGAUUUUUGUUUUUCUGUGUUUGCUAGAAGGACUAAAAAGUUUUGCCUUGUACACAUUAUAAGUUGUAUUCAGUGACAUUCUUCUACUAUUAGACAGGGUUCCCACUUUUUAUGAUACAUUUUCAGGGUUAAAGACCUUUUCCUGUGGUCCAAUUCCAUCUUUUCAAUGGUUGUAGUAAAAUCUUAACUUUCUGAGAGGGACCCCUGGGCUUCCUGGAUCUGAAAGAACAUUGUGUCUUUCUAUAUCUGUGACAUAUCUGGUGUUGUUGCCUUUGUCCACUUUACUUUGGCUAGAGUCUUUAGGCUGUCUACCUGGUUUACGGUUGUACAUGUGAUAGGAGUGUGAUUCUGGUCGGCUACUGGAGUCUUGGGUUUAGUGGUUACAGAUGAAAGGUUUCUGCAGCAGCACACAACCUGAUGGUGUGGAGAGAUGCAGCUUGUUAGUUAUUAUCUAAAUGAUCGUAGAUGUAAAACCUAGAUACCAUUUUGUUCUUCUUCUCACAGAAAACUUUAUAAGAUAAUAUGAUAGAAUGUCUUGUAUGUAUUAAACUUCAGACUUGGUGGGAAGGGGGCUUUGCUUUGGGACCAUUGAACUGUAUUCUUCCUUUUUAGAAGAGACAAAAGAAAAAUAUGGAUAAUUUUGGAACUAGUUGGCAGGCUGCAUUUCUAUAUGUCUGAAUAUGCGUCAUGUCAAGUGAUAAUCCCUUGUUAACUCAGACAUGAUCUACAUAUAUUCAUUAGCACUGUUUAGUACUUGUAUGUGCCUUAAUUCAUGGUAAAGAAACCUUGCUUACAGGUAUAAUGGCACUGAGCAGAGGGAAAGUUCACCAAUCAUAUCUCAGUAUAUAUGCUAUACUGUUUUGUAUGAAGUAAAAUGUUUUGUGUUAUGUGAUUUUUAUACAGUAGGCAAUUUUUUAAAUUAUUGCUACAGUUAAAAAAGAUCCGUAAUGAUCAAUGGGAAUGACACAAAAAGCAAACCAGCUAUCGGGUUCAUGAGAAAUGUGGUCACAUGAGCUUUUUGCAUUGUUGCAAGUCUUUUUCCUCUUUACCCUGGCUCACUUAGUGUGAACGUGCUGGGAGUCUACUUUACCAUUCAUUGUGUCAUUGUUUCUGGGUUUUUAAACCCUCUUUUCUGUGGAGCAGCAUAUAAACUGCAUAGGAAGACUGUGAUGUGAAUCUGGUGCAGUCCAGUUUUUAUAGUGGCUUAUUUUCAAAGUGACACAUUGGUGUAUUAUCAUGACUGUUGUUAAUAAAUAAGCCUGACAAAAAUAGAA